Brassicogethes aeneus is the source of this 1582-nucleotide messenger RNA. The record is from the annotation of a GenBank genome assembly. Lineage: Eukaryota; Metazoa; Arthropoda; Insecta; Coleoptera; Nitidulidae.
UAGUUCCAAUAACAAAAUGUUUGAGGUUUUGGUAGUUGUGGUUGUUUUAGUCCUUAUUUACUAUAACGUACAAUGUCAAAAACAUAAGGCUAAAUAUAAGGCCUUUUAUGAUUUGCCUACCCCUUUGUAUAUACCACUUAUUGGAAAUACAUGGAAGAUGCUGGGAACCAAUAUUUUAAAUGCCAUAAACGAUUUCUUCAAGGACUUUGGAAACAGUACUGUGGCUUAUAUUCCACAUAGAACAUAUUUUACCUCCAGAUAUGAGGAAUUAAAAAUAUUGUUACAACAUCCUAAUGUUUUAGAAAAAAGUUUGGAGUAUAACCAUUUGAAAGCAAUUUUCGGAAAUUCUUUACUUUUAGCUCCAGUCCCAAUAUGGAAAAAACAUAGAAAAUUAAUUUCCAGAAGUUUUAAACAAUCAAUAUUAGAUUCUUUUACACCAAUAUUCUAUGAGAAGAGCUGUACUCUUAUUAAAAUAUUAAAAGAAAAAAAAUAUGAUGAAAAUGAUAUCUACCAUUUGUUUGAAAAGUUUACUUUGGAUACUUUUUGUGAGGCAACACUUGGGAUUGAAAGUACAAUUUUAACAGAUGUAAAAGAACAUGAAUUUGUAACAGGGAUUACAUUGAUUCAAAAGAAAGCCUUUGAAAGAAUAGGAAACAUUAUCAAAAUGAAUGAUUUUCUGUUUUCCUUAUGCCAUGAUGGAAAAAUAUUUUAUAAACAGAUGAAAAUUUUAUGUAAUUACAUAGAAAAAAUUAUGCAUAAAAAGAAGAUACUGAUUGAAGAACAUAAUGAAGCUUUAUUGAACACAAAUACGCUGCCAGUUUUGGAUUUAUUGCUUCAAAAUGAAGAAAAGGAAAACCUAACUGACAAUUACAUCAAAGAAGAAAUGAUCUUGUUUGCUGGAGCAGCUACCGACACAACAGCUUACACUUUGGCCUACACAUGUUGUUUAUUGGCUAUGCACCCGGAAGCUCAGGAAAAAGUAUACCAAGAAGUAAUGUCUUUGGUGGGUCGUGAAGGAGAAAUAACUAAUAUGACCCUUAACGAUUUAAAAUACACUGAAAUGGCCAUAAACGAAGCACAACGAUUAUUACCUGUUGUACCCAUUAUUGCCAGACAAGCAACUGCGGACAUCGAACUUCCUGAUAAAGUUAUACCAGCAAACUCGGGCAUUAUAAUGAACUUCAUGGAUCUGCAUAGAAACAAAGACAUUUAUCCUGAUCCUAUGAGAUAUGAUCCUGAUCGAUUUUUACCGGAAGAAGUUGCAAAAAGACCGCAGUUUUCUUUCUUGCCCUUUUCUGGAGGACCGAGAAAUUGCAUAGGCUUGAAAUAUGCAACCAUGGUGCUUAAAAGCUCACUUGCAAAUAUCGUAAGAAAUUUUAAAAUAUCUACUAUUUAUACUUCUAUACACGAUUUGAAAUUAGAGUCCAGCAUUGUUAUGACGACUGCUCAUCCUUUGGAUUGCCAUUUUACAUUUAGAACUAUUUAACUUACAUAAUAUAUAUUUUAGCUAAAAUUAUUUAUUUUAUCAAAUUUUACCAAUGCCUAUUAUUUAAUAUAUUUGUUUUUAAUGUACCAAGUUUUA